Messenger RNA from Xylaria bambusicola, 1067 nucleotides. RefSeq lists its product as uncharacterized. NCBI's taxonomy places the organism in Eukaryota, Fungi, Ascomycota, Sordariomycetes, Xylariales, Xylariaceae. The transcript is spliced from 2 exons. The record is from RefSeq and is a predicted model, not a curated record. Bases 246 to 584 code for a protein of 112 amino acids.
GUCACGAGAGGGCAUCGAGGUACAAGUGUACAUGGUAGAGCUGUAUAAAGCCCGUUGUUCUUCAGUUAGAUGGUCAGUUAUUGUGUCUGUCGAUUAUCAAACAGAAUAUCAUCUACUUCUCCUCACUGCUAUUCCACUCAACUACAAUAUAACUAAAGGGCCUCAUCUUGUUUGACCGCCCAACUCACCUCACAUUGCCUCACCACCUACCUACCAACUCACGCUCACCCUAUACAACAAUCACCAUGGCCUCACAAGUCACUCAGGCAACUCCCACUUGCUGCGGCAAGAAGUCAGGAAACGAGUGCGUCUGCGCCAAGCAAGCAACCUGCUCCUGCGGCAACCAAUCCGCCCUCCACUGCACAUGUCAGAAAGCCGCCACAGAGAACGCCUUAAGCGGCGCGCGCUGCUCCUGCCGCGCGCGACCAGCGGGACACUGCACGUGCGACAACGCGGCGAAGGAGAACGCGACCGUCUCGGGCGACACGUGCGAGUGCGGUGCUCGGCCCGCGGGCUCGUGUACCUGCGAGCGGGCAGCUGGUUUGCCGAAUCCGAAUGAGAUUGACUUUACGACUCGGAAGUAAGGCGUCACCACGACGCGGAUAAAUCUUGUUCACUGGGAUUGAGGUCAGAGGAUAGGGUGGGAGGUUAGAACGGGGCUAUGUCUCUCGCUCUGACUCGGCCUGGUGCUGUUUGUACACUAUUUGCGGGAGCACGGUUUGGGAUUCUGUGAAACAAAGGGAUCGGAUAGGGUAGGAUUGGAUUGGACGGUAUGGCAUGGAUGAGGCGGCGGCGGUUAUACCACUGUGUUGUGUACAUGAUUCAGCAAUUUUAGCUGAAAGUCAUUUUCUCGGGCGAAUCUAUUUCUGCAUCACAUCUUGGUUUGGUCUUUGCCCCGUUUAUGAGUGCCUGUGACCAUGAUAAUGACUAUGUUGAGAUUGGGACGUGGAAGUCUCCCGAUGGGUGGGAAGGACAGGACUGGUUGUUCACCGCCUUCCGUAGGUAUCUAUCCAGCACACCAAAACGCUAAAUUUGGCUUACGAAGUACUAUAACGAGACCUUGAUCA